This is a messenger RNA of Morus notabilis, 1686 nucleotides long. RefSeq names its product pentatricopeptide repeat-containing protein At4g36680, mitochondrial. Lineage: Eukaryota; Viridiplantae; Streptophyta; Magnoliopsida; Rosales; Moraceae. The coding region runs from base 131 to 1333 and encodes 400 amino acids. The record is from RefSeq and is a predicted model, not a curated record. Gene Ontology annotation, molecular function: protein binding. The transcript has a single exon.
AAUGACAAAACGACGCCCGGAAAUACAAGCAAAAACCCACGACUAAAACCCUACACCAUCUUCCACACUCAGAACUUGCUCUUCCAGCCCCAGCUCCGAACUCCCAAAACCCUUGGAAAAAGAACCAAAAAUGGCGUCUUCAAUCCGCCAUCUCCGCCGCCUCUCGACCGCCGCGAAACCCCCAAUCUCCAUCUCCAGAGCCAAAACGAUGCUCCGAGGCGAGCACGAUCCGGACAAAGCCCUCGAGAUCUACUCCUCCGUCUCCGACCGCUACUCCUCCCCUACCAUCUCCCGCUACGCCCAGGACCUCACCGUCCGCCGCCUCGCCAAGUCCCGCCGCUUCGACGACAUUGAAUCCUUCCUCGAGUCCCACAAAAAGGACCCCAAAAUCAAGCAAGAGCCCUUCUUGUCGUCCCUCAUAAGGUCGUACGGCCAGGCCGGGAUGUUCGGCCACGCUUUGAAGACCUUCGAGCAGAUGGAGGAGUUGGGAACUCCGAGGUCGGCGAUCUCUUUCAACUCCCUCUUGUCCGCUUGUAACCAGUCGAAGCUUUUCGAUAAGGUCCUCCAACUGUUCGACGAAAUUCCCAAGAAGUACGGAGUAUCUCCGGAUGGAAUCUCGUACGGGAUUUUGGUAAGGGCGUAUUGCCAGAAGGGAGAGACUGAUAAAGCUAUGGAAACUCUGUCGGAAAUGGAGAAGAAUGGGGUUGAAGUUAGUGUCGUGGUUUAUACUACGAUAAUGGAUGCUCUGUACAAGAAGGGAGAGGCCGAGGAGGCGGAGAAGCUGUGGGAGACAAUGGCGAAAAAGGGCUGCGAGGCAGAUGUUGCGGCGUCCAACGUUAGGAUCGGGCAUUCUCAAGGCGGGACGCCGGAGAAAAUCAAGGCUUUGAUCGAGGAAAUGAGCAAUGCCGGGCUGAAACCUGACACGAUCAGUUACAAUUACUUGAUGACGAGUUACUGCAAGAGCGGGAUGAUUGAGAAGGCGAAGAAGGUGUACGAGGAGCUAAAUGGAAAUGGGUGUAAUCCGAACGCAGCGACGUUUCGGACUCUGGUGUACUAUUUGUGUAGGAGCGGCGAUGUCGAGAGAGGGUACAAGGUUUUCAAGAAGAGUGUGAUGAUGCAUAAGAUUCCGGAUUUCAACACGAUCAAGAUUUUGGUUGAGGGAUUGGUGAAGAAGAAGAAGAUAAGGGAAGCGAGGGGAAUGCUUCGGACUAUCAAGAAGAAGUUCCCCGCAAAUGUGUUGAAUUCUUGGAAGAAAGUUGAGGAGAGUCUUGGUUUGGCUUCUGAUUCUGAUGAACAGUCAGCCGGGGAUGAGGAUAAAGAGGCUGCAGCCUGAGUAUUGAUGGGAAAUUAAAAAACUUUUCGUGUUUUUGAACCUUUUUUCAGGGUUGAUUUUAAGGAUUCGUCACUCAAAACCUGCUACUGCAUUUGAUUGUGAUCCAUUUGAAUUUGUGAUCUUUGAUCAACAAUGCAGGAUAUGAAGGUUUAAAGUUGAUUAGUAAAGUCGAAUUUGGAGCUUGCGCGAAAUUACGACGUUGUAAAAGCUUCACUUUUUUUUUUUAUUCAUUAGUGGAGGAACUUCAGAAUUAGUUUUUUCCAAUGCCUCUAGCGCUGUACUUUUGUAGCCUUUCCAGUGGUUUGUCAUGUUUGCUGUUAGUAAAAAAGUACACCCUUUUUCUCCCUUUAGUA